AUGGUAAUGAUUCAACAAUAUAUGGGUGUCAUAAAGUCUGUAUUUUGCAUUGUCUUGGUUCUCAAUAUUGUAGCAGUUAUCAGCAUUGAAGAAAAGAAGGAAACAGAAGAAGAAUUUGUUGGCAAAUUGUUUGAUCCUGCAUCUGAAAUAUUGGACGAGGAUACGGCAGAGAUUCUAUGUACCAUUUGCAUGGAAGAUUUGAUUCAUGUAACGAAAGAUAUUGGAGAUCUUGGCUUAUGCCUACCAAAGGAAUCACAUAGUAGAACCAAUGAAGUUACCUCAGAAUUCAGAUCAACGGCAAGAGAAAACAUCCAAAAUUUGAUUAGUACUUGCAGUCCACAGUUGAAGGAAAACUUUCUUAACUGUUUGAGAAAACACAACGUUCCAUUCCAAGAUCAAUCCAAGAAUUGGAUCACUGCUUACGAGGGAUCAGGUUCGUCCAGAAGAUAUCCGCGUCGAGUUUCGCCUCGAUACUUAGCAGAAAAACAAGACAAAGAUGGAUCGUCUAAAAAAGAUAAAAGUGAUAAUGGUUCUGAUAAAUCAUCAAAGAAGAAGUCGAAAUCUUCUGACUCUAAAAAUAAACAACACGAGAAAGCGGUUUAUAAUGCCAUGGCUAUGACUGCAAUGGUGAUGUUUGUAAUUGCAGCAUGUACCUUUUUAUGUUAUUGUAGGUGUUGCGGAAGUGGUAGAGUUAAUCAAACUGAUGAAAGACCGCUUCUCAGCAUGAGCAGGAGUGAUUAUUCUGUUGGUUCUUCAAAUAAUAACUCAAGAAUUUCAGUAAAAGAGGAGAAACAUGGAGUUCAAUCAAUAAGUAGUAUUUUGGUUGAAGAGAAAAAGAACUCAAUGAAAGAAGAUGCUUCAAGACCAUCUUUUGAUCUUAAACCUCCACCUGGUAGGGUUGGAAAUGGUAAGAACUCAAUGAAAGAAGAUGCUUCAAGACCAUCUUUUGAUCUUAAACCUCCACCUGGUAGGGUUGGAAAUGGUAUUCCGCCUUUGAAACCUCCUCCAGGAAGAACUGAUCCUCUUCCACCCGAACCACCACCAGUUAAUAGUUUUGACUAUGCCGUUAAUCCACCGCCACCACCUCCUCCCCCUGGACUACAAAUGCCUAGCAGUAGUGGUGCUCUUCCUCCCGGACUACCAAAGCCUGGCGGCGGUGGCCCUCCUCCACCUCCACCGCCGAAACUUGGCAAUAGUGGUCCUAAGCCUCCUCCACCACCACCACCGCGUGGAAAAUCAGGCGGUCCUCGACCACCACCACCUCCUAAGAGUGGUGCAGGUCCUCCAAGAGCUCCACCUCCAUUUGGUCAAAAAGGUCCUAGACCUUUACCUAGUGGACCAAAGGUUCAAGGGAAAGUUGAAGUUAGUUCAGAAGGUGAAGGUGAAGCUGAAGCUGAUGAUGCUCCUAAAACCAAGUUAAAGCCUUUUUUCUGGGAUAAGGUUCAAGCCAACUCAGAUCAAACUAUGGUUUGGACUCAACUCAAAGCAGGAUCAUUCCAGUUUAAUGAAGAAAUGAUGGAAACGCUUUUUGGAUAUAGUACUCCAUCAAUGGAGAAAAAAGGUGGACAGAAGAAAGAUCCUUCCUUCCGGGAUGCUCCACCUCAGUUUACCCAAAUCAUUGAAUCAAAGAAAGCACAAAAUUUAUCAAUUCUGUUGAAAGCAUUAAAUGUGACACUUGAAGAAGUCCGUGAUGCACUACUAGAAGGAAAUGAGCUCCCAAUAGAAUUUCUUCACACCCUGAUAAAGAUGGCACCGACAUCAGAGGAAGAACUUAAGCUUAGACUUUUCAGUGGUAGUUUAUCUCAACUUGGUCCUGCAGAUCGGUUCCUUAAAUCUUUGGUUGAGAUUCCAUUUGCUUUUAAACGAAUGGAAGUAUUGCUUUACAUGAGUACUCUUCAAGAGGAACUCACCUCUACCCGAGAUUCUUUCUCAAUUUUAGAGGUUGCUUGUAAGGAACUAAGGAGCAGUAGAUUAUUCCUCAAGCUUCUUGAAGCUGUUCUUAAAACAGGAAACCGAAUGAACGAUGGAACAUUCCGCGGAGGUGCACUUGCGUUCAAACUUGACACACUACUAAAGUUAUCCGAUGUAAAAGGAGUAGAUGGGAAAAUCACCCUCUUACACUUUGUUGUUCAAGAGAUGAUGCGAACAGAAGGAAUAAGAGCAGCUCGAAUGGUGAAAGAGAGCGGUAGUUUCUCUAGUAUAAAAACAGAGGACCUUCUCGAAGAAGUUAAUCAUGAAUCAGAAGAACACUACCGCGAAAUAGGUCUACAAGUUGUUUCACAUUUGAGCAGUGAUCUUGAGAAUGUGAAGAAAGCGGCAGCAUUAGAUGCUGAUGGCUUGACAAGCACAACAGCUAGAUUAGGCUAUGGUCUUAUAAAAACAAGAGAUUUCUUUAAAAACGAACUUGUGAACAACUUAGAUAAUGAUCAAGGGUUCCAUGAGAUAGUUAAGUGUUUUGUGGAGAAAGCUGAGGUUGAUGUCACCGGUUUGUUAGAAGAAGAGAAGAAAAUCAUGGCUCUUGUAAAGAGUACUGGUGAUUACUUUCAUGGGAGUACAGGGAGAGAUGAAGGGUUGAGAUUGUUUGUAAUAGUACGCGAUUUCUUAAUAAUGUUGGAUAAGGUGUGCAGAGAGAUUCAAAAAGCACCAAAAAAGCCAAUAAAGAAUGUAAAACAAGAUACAACAGAUGCUAAUUCUAAAGGGUCAUCGAAUGUAAAACAAGAUACAACAAAUGCUAAUUCUAAAGGGUCAUCGAAUGUAAAACAAGAUGCAACAAAUGCUAAUUCUAAAGGGUCAUCAAAUGUAAAACAAGAUACAACUAAAGCUAAUUCUAAAGGGCCAUCAAAGCCGGAAACUCGUCCUCCACCUCCGGAUACAACUAAAGCUAAUUCUAAAGGGCCAUCAAAGCCGGAAACUCGUCCUCCACCUCCGGAUAUUCGCCAGCGGUUGUUUCCAGCAGUGGUAGAGAGGAGAGUGGAUGAUUUUAGUUCAGAUGAUGACAGUCCAUAG
This is a messenger RNA of Vicia faba (fava bean), 3006 nucleotides long. The record is from the annotation of a GenBank genome assembly. NCBI's taxonomy places the organism in Eukaryota, Viridiplantae, Streptophyta, Magnoliopsida, Fabales, Fabaceae.